GAGUAGCCAACUCCAACUUUCCAACCUAAUGGGAAUCCAUAGAAACUUGGCACUGUGGCUGUCUCACUAUAGUAGAUCUACUGUUAUAUCACCUCUACCGUCACAACAACACAGAAGCCCGCCGGUUUCUAUUUAUAGAGAUUCACGACCCUGAGGACAAGGCACAAGAAGGAAUUUAGAAACAACAUUUGUGAGGUGUGUUGACAAAUUGAGUUAGCUCGGAAGGUAGCCAUAUUAUGGACACAGAAGAUGGACAUGAGUUGUUGCUGUUUUUUUAAAAUAGGGUUUCAUUAAAUCUAUUACAUAAAAUGAUUUUUUUAAACAUUUUUAAUUUAAAGAAAAUGACAUCGGUUUAAGCGUAGACUUGAUGUCAUGUCUAUUUUCGGCCAAAAUUACCCUUGGUGGAUAGCGAGAAGUAACUCAUUUUGUCAGCACACCUCAAGUUUAUUUACGACCACAGCCAACAGCUACUGGAAGCUGAGAUGGAGUUGUCACUUCUGAGUUGGGCUUUGAUCGUCCUGGUCCUUCUCCUGCUAUUCUACGUCUACUAUUCAACGAGGACACACGGGCUCUUCAAGAAAAUGGGCGUGCCAGGCCCCACCCCCUGGCCCAUCAUUGGCACCUCCAACUCGGAGAUAAAACUUGGUUUCACGAAAUAUCACCGGGAGGCAUACGAGAAGUACGGGAGGGUGUAUGGCCUGUACAGAGGAAGACUACCAACUAUGGUCAUCUGCGACCUGGAUGUGAUCAGAGACAUCUGUGUGAAAAACUUUGACCACUUUGUGAACCGGACAACGUUUGAGACAGAGGAGCCUUUUGCUCACGCCCUGACUCAAGUCAAAGAUGAACACUGGAAAAAUAUUCGAACUGUGGUGAGUCCAACGUUCAACACUGUCCGACUAAAACGCAUGUUCACUCACAUCGAGACUAACGGCAAGCUUCUGGUGAAAUUCUUGGAGAGCAAACAAGAGAGAAAUGAGCCGGUGGAGCUGAAGGAGGUCCUGUCUCACUAUACCAUGGAUGUCAUCGCCAGCACGGGCUUUGGCGUGCAGAACAACUCUCUAGAAGACCCCGACAGUCCUUUUGUGACGGAGGCCAAAAGACUCAUGAGUGGCCCAAGUUUCUUGAUCUUGUUAGUUUUCCUCUUGUCUUUCUUGAAGCCAAUUUUGAAACUGUUCAAGAUUAGUAAGCUUCCUCGUCAGUCUAUCGAGUUUUUCCGCCGGUUUGUCGACGCGGCUGUAGAGAGUAGAAAGAGUGAGGCUGAAGAAGUUCAGUCCAGAAAUGAUUUUCUCCAGCUGCUGAUGGAAGCAAUGCAUGACAAAGAUGGAGAGGAUGAUAAUAUGACUCCAGAAGAAUUAGCGGCCUUGAACUCCAGCGGUGUCAAACGAAAGCUUAACUACAAAGAAGUAGAGGCUCAGGCUCUCCUGUUCCUGUUUGCCGGCUACGAGACAUCGGCAACCGCUUUGUCCUUCACCUUGUUCCUCCUGGCCUUGAACCCUGAGUGUCUGCAGAAAGCCCAGGAAGAGGUAGACCAAGUGUUGAAGGGGAAGUUCCCGGACUACAACAGCACCCAGUCCCUACAUUAUCUCGACAUGUGUCUGAACGAAGGCAUGCGGCUGUUCCCUCCAACUCCUCUACUUGAGCGUAUGUGCAGUGGUGAUAUUGAACUGAGAGGCAUUCGCAUUCCUAAAGGAAUGAGUGUUACAUUUCCUGUGAGCGCCAUUCACCAUGAUCCAGAGCUGUGGCCAGAGCCAGAGAAGUUUAUCCCGGAGAGAUUCACCACGGAGAACAAGGCCAAGCGUCAUCCCUACGCCCACCUGCCCUUUGGACAGGGUCCCCGCAACUGCGUCGGGAAGAGGUUGGCCCUGUUGGAGAUGAAAGUUGCUUUGGCUGCCAUCUUGCAGAAGCUGACUCCAGUACGCUGUGAAAAGACCGUGUACCCGGUGACAUUCCUCCGUUUCCGCAUGACGGCCAAAGACGGACUGUGGGUGAAGCUGGAGGCCCGCCGCUGAUUGGCUUUGUUUCCUUUUUCUUAUUCAGUUCGAAACGGCCAGAGACGACCACCCUUUGUUCAGGAGAGAGUGACAGUAUUAUACAGAUAGGCAGAUGACUGUCAUAAAAAUAAUUAAUUAAUAAAUGAAAAAAAAACCCACCUUAAAAUCUGUUUUCCUCACCAGCAGUAGACAUGUACUGGUAUCUAGAAUCAAUUUAACUUAAUUUAGGGUCCUUUUCUGUAGCUCAUAACUCAUAAUCUGCAGUUAAACCCGUGCUUUCGGUGCGUGUCUGAAUUACUGAAUUUAUUAAUAAAUAUAUUACAUGAA
Messenger RNA from Aplysia californica (California sea hare), 2321 nucleotides. Its product is annotated as cytochrome P450 3A41. The transcript is spliced from 7 exons. NCBI's taxonomy places the organism in Eukaryota, Metazoa, Mollusca, Gastropoda, Aplysiida, Aplysiidae. Gene Ontology annotation, molecular function: heme binding; steroid hydroxylase activity; oxidoreductase activity, acting on paired donors, with incorporation or reduction of molecular oxygen. The record is from RefSeq and is a predicted model, not a curated record. Bases 483 to 2012 code for a protein of 509 amino acids.